Tarenaya hassleriana is the source of this 2536-nucleotide messenger RNA. Its product is annotated as U-box domain-containing protein 35-like. The transcript has 11 exons. Bases 139 to 2511 code for a protein of 790 amino acids. The record is from RefSeq and is a predicted model, not a curated record. Lineage: Eukaryota; Viridiplantae; Streptophyta; Magnoliopsida; Brassicales; Cleomaceae. Gene Ontology annotation, molecular function: protein kinase activity; ATP binding. Gene Ontology annotation, biological process: protein phosphorylation.
CCAAAGGGAGAUAAACACGAACAAGAGUGAAAAAUAGUCGUUGCUUUAGCAUCAAGUCAUUACAAGGGAAAAUUUUCUUUGUGUCGGUUUCUUGUGAAACAAGUAAUAGACAGAGAUUUAGGGUUUCGCGGGUCGGAGAUGUCUCUGAGAACGAUCAAAGCGAUGGCGGACGUUGGCGGCGGUGGCGGAGCGAUCACGGCAAUAGCGAUCGAUAAGGACAAAAACAGCCAACAUGCUCUGAAAUGGGCUGUCGAAAAUAUUAUCACCGAUUCUCCUCAUUGUAUCCUUCUCCACGUUAAACAAAAGACCAGUAUGCAUCUCCAUCAUCAUCAUCAUCAUCAUGGCUAUACAUCUAGAAUGAUGCCACAUUGUCAUAAAUCAGAAUCAUAUGGAGAAUCUACAGAAGAUCGAGAAGACGACCAACAAGAAGCAUACCAUUUCUUCCUUCCCUUCAGAGGAUUUUGUGCUCGGAAAGGGAUCAUAGCAAAGGAGGUUCUUCUUCAUGAUCAUGACGUCUCCGGUGCAAUUGUCAAAUACCUCGCCAACGACAACAUCGCAAACAUUGUCGUUGGCGCCUCUGCACAUAAUUCCUUGCUCAAGAGGUUCAAGCAAGCAGAUUUGGCGACAAAUUUGGUCAAGAAGGCUCCAGAGACUUGUGCUGUCUUUGUUGUCUCAAAAGGGAGGCUUAUCACAAGUAGAUCUGCAAACCGUCCUCGGACACCUCGGUCUCCGCAUACACCAAAGAAACGUGCUAACCAACUGAAUCUCUCUGUAAUACUAUCUGAUCCUGGGCCAGAGAGCUUGAAUUCUGGUGAAACUGGCAGGACAUCAGCAGUCACAAGUGGAGAGAUGAUCCGAUCUGCCCUAAACUACAGACCCAGACCGUAUCUCUCCCAAUCUGAUUCGCCCAACAGCUCCCGAAGUGCGAAUUCUCAGUGGGAGAUGGGCAGUGACUUCUCUUCCUAUUCCAACAGCAUGGUGUCAAUGGAGAAUUCCUACAGCAUUCUUGAAAACUCCACCACCAACGGCAGCUCUUUGACCUCGCUCUCAUCCAUGUCCAUUUCUGAGGCGGGUGACGUGCAGGAAAAUUUAUCUUCAAACAAUUUCCUGGAACAACAGAACCGAGUUCUUGAGACAGAGAUGAGAAGAUUGAGACAUCAAUUGCAGAAGUUGAAUUCUACUCUUGUAUGCUUACACGUUGAUUGCAAUAUUGUUUCCCUGAUUGUCUCCAGUUGUAACAUCAGAAAUUGCAUUUUGCAGGCGAUACAUCUUCAAGAAGGCAGAGCAGACGAAAGACAAUGGCUGGAAGAAGAAAAGCAAGCAGCAGAUAGCCCUAGAGCAUUGCCCGAGUUGGAGAAGCAGAAAUCUCAGGCUGCAGUCCAAGUAGCUGAAAUGGCACAGCGUCUUGCCGAGAUGGAGAUCCAGAAGAAAAAACUCAUGGAGAUGCAGAUGAAGUUAGAGGAACGACAGAAGACAUCAGCAGAUUAUAGACCCUUGGACAACAGGGUAUCUUAUCGACGAUACAGUAUCAAAGAGAUUGAAGAUGCAACAGAAUGCUUUUCAGAUGGUUUAAAGAUCGGGGAAGGAGGUUACGGACCUGUUUAUAAAGCCAUCCUUGAUCACACAGCUGUUGCCAUAAAAAUCUUGAAGUCAGAUGUUUCACAAGGCCUGAGACAGUUCCAUCAAGAGAUUGAAGUUUUGAGCUGCAUGAGGCAUCCUAACAUGGUAAUCCUCCUCGGUGCCUGCCCCGAGUAUGGGUGCCUUGUUUAUGAGUACAUGGAAAAUGGAACCCUCGAAGAUCGCCUCUUCUGCAAAGACGAUACUCCACCAUUAACAUGGAGAACACGGUUCAGAAUCGCUGCUGAGAUAGCCACAGGACUUCUUUUCCUUCACCAAGCAAAACCCGAGCCCCUGGUUCAUCGUGAUCUGAAGCCAGCAAACAUUCUACUGGAUGGACAUUUUGUUAGCAAGAUCAGUGAUGUCGGUCUAGCUCGGCUGGUCCCUUCAUCUGUGGCCGAUAGCUACAGCCAUUAUCACAUGACUGCUGCAGCUGGUACAUUUUGUUACAUUGACCCAGAAUACCAGCAAACGGGAAUGCUUGGAGUGAAGUCAGACUUGUACUCAUUUGGUGUGGUUCUCCUGCAAAUCCUCACAGCAAGGCCACCUAUAGGUUUAAGUCAUAAAGUAGAGCAAGCGAUCGAGAACAAGAGAUUCAGAGAAAUUCUGGAUCCCAAUAUACAAGAUUGGCCAAUAAAAGAAACCUUGGCAUUGGCUAGAUUGGCUUUGCAAUGUUGUGAGCUGAGGAAAAAGGACAGACCUGAUCUCGCUUCAGGUCUGUUGCCACUGCUGGAUAAGCUAAGGGAUCUUGCAUUGGAAGAUCAGGAACCCGAUUUGUACAGAACGCUAUGUGUGCCACUGCCUCAUGAUUCAGUUCCACUUGCCAGGAUUCCUUCAUCACAGGUUAGUUUCUUAGAACCCUUUUCUUCUCAAGGGAUAUCAACUGCAUAUUGAACUUCAAACAUUUACGCGCAUUAGA